Molecule: messenger RNA, 1407 nt
Organism: Laccaria bicolor S238N-H82
Lineage: Eukaryota; Fungi; Basidiomycota; Agaricomycetes; Agaricales; Hydnangiaceae
Exons: 2
Coding region: 1-1407 (468 amino acids)
Source: RefSeq, a predicted model, not a curated record
AUGACCACACUCUCCUCCUUCCCCGAAGAACUCCUCGAACGCAUCCUCGCCCCAUGCGUCCUCUUACCCCUCCCACCCACCACACCCACACCCCGCCCACAAUGGCACCACCGCUCCUCCCCCUCGCCCAUUUCCUCCUCAUCCUCUUCCUCACCCACACGCACCCGACUCGCCCCUCUACUAGUGUGCAAAACCUUCCUCCGAAUCUGUACACCCCUAUUCUACCACACCCUCCACAUCUCCUCCAUCCCUCAACUCCAACGUCUCUUACGAGCGAACCCGACACUGGUAUCCCACACCCGCGAGGUGAUCUUGGCCCCCGGGACGAUAUCUACGGAGGCGGGGGAGCUGUUAAGUCUAUGCACGGCGCUGCGAUACCUCGAGAUGUCCGUCGAUGCGUGUUCUUCCAAUUUGGUGGUAUCGUUUGGGUAUAGGGACCUGGACGCGGAAGAGUUCACACGUCAUUUGUGCAGCGUUCUUCGAAGAGGGAGCAUCACCCACCUCGUGUUACGAAAAUCUGCGAAUGUGUAUUUGACGAAGCAUAGGCCGAAGUACAUACUCACACACCUUGCCGAGGCCUUGGAGGGGAACGAUACUUUGGAACACGUCGAACUAGCAUUCCGAAUCUCAGACGACACCCACUCCACAUCCGGUCCAGGGCCCAUAUCCCUCUUAACAAAAACACUAAGCACCCUCCCUCGCUUACAUACCUUCUCAACGCACCUCCCUAGUUUAUGGAACCAAGCCAUCCUGUGCGUUUCCUCCAACCCCAGUUUGGAACGCAUCGUGUUGGGGGAUUCUUCUACGGGUGCCCAAGUAUUGGGAACGGGGAUAUUUUUCACUCAAGCAAGGAAACAUGCUAGGCUAAGCGAGCUUAUAAGGAAUGGGACGGCGAUCGUGAGGACGCGUGCGCAGACGAUACCGCCGCUUCAGACCUCGCCCCUAAAUUUGGGUGCGUUGAACAUGAUAAACACGGGUUUGGGUUCCCCCGCUGCUGGUGUGGCGUGUAAUUUACCGUUGGGGUUAGGGUGCGACUCCCCUUCGGAGUACAACCCCACCAUGGGUACGAGCACGUCACGCUCGGGGUCGGGGUAUACUUCGGCGCCUACUACGCCGAGCGAUUCUAGGCCGGCGUGUGGGUCGAGGAUCCAUCAGUAUCAGGGGAGAGAACAACAGUGGUCUCGUCCGGUGUUGGCCUCACCUUCUUCUUCCUCCUCCUCUUCCUCUUCUUCAUCAUCGUCGUCGUCGUCGCACUCCCCCUCCCCAUCAUCCUCGAACUCGAACUCGUCAAAUUCGAACCCGCACGGAAGCCUAAGCGCGGCAGGCCGCCUCACGGCGUCUACGUCUUGGGAGUCGUUCGUGAGCGGGACGCCGCCGCCUCGGUCGCCACGGUGUCAGCUUCAGUAG